AAUCUAGAGCAAACGGGGACAUCCCGACGAAUCAGAUAAAGAACUCUCCUUUUUAUCUUCUUACUUGAUCUUCGACUCCGAAUCUCCAACUGAACGGCAGCGUGGGGUGUAACCCAUUUUCUUGCCACACCCCUUGCUAGCUUAUGUAUUUGCUAGGCCAGAAGCAUACGUCUUCCCCGUCUUGCUGUUAUCUCUAGACCCUGGAUCCUAGCCCGAUAGGUAGGAGAUGUAGAUAAUCAGCGGGCGGGGAUUCUAUUUGGGGGUAUUGUGGUUACACCUACAAGGCCCAUGUCUCAGCCCAUUAUCGGUAUAUUACUUAGCUAGGCCGCACUUGAGCUCAGCUGAGCUCCCGAUUUAUUCCCAUUAUGUCGGGCCAAAGUUUGGUUUGGUAUAGAUAUGGCCGCUGGGAUAAGAUCUCGUUUUGCAGAUGUUAAGGAGAAGAUUCGUUUGCAUGGGGAUGAAGCUCAACAUGAGCAAACGGAUAGAUGGAGCAACCGUGACUUAAUUCCCUUGCCACCAAGCCGAAGAACAUGGGGGUGGUUUCACUAUUUCGGCUUCUGGACGCUAUCGUCUUUGAACAUCACUAAUUGGCAGACGCCAAGUAGUUUUCUGACUCAAGGGUUAUCCGUUUCACAGGCUAUGAUGAUCAUCGUUGUUGCUCGCUUGUUAAUAGCUGGUUUCUCAACUCUGAUCGCUUGGUGUGGUAUAAAAUGGCAUAUUGGUUUCACAAUCCAGAACCGGUUUACCUGGGGGAUGAGAGCAAGCUACAUCCCCUUACUACAGCGCAUCCUGCUGAAUUUCAUCUGGAACGCUAUACAAUGUUGGAAUGGUGGUCGGCUCGCCGCUGUAUGUCUGACAGCUAUCUGGCCAUCAUACGGCAGAAUGCGAAACUUCUUGCCUGAGAGUAUGCCAACGACCGGUGACCAAUUUGUUGGUUUCAUCGUCUUUUGGGUCUUGUCAACCCCGCUCUUAUGGCUCCCACCAGAGAAGUUCAAGAUUCCCUUCUUGAUUACCUCAAUCUAUACUGCGUGCGGCAUGAUUGCGAUGAUGAUCUGGGCAUUAACGUUUGCGCAUGGUGCCGGUCCGCUUUUAUACACCGGCGUGGCUCUCCCUGCAACCUCGCCGUGGAAUAUCUCCUGGCUCCUGAUGGCUGGCAUUAACCAAACCAUCGGAAGUAUUGCGGCGGGAAUCACUAAUGGAUCGGACUUUUCGCGAUACGCGCGAGGUUGGAAAGCCUAUGUGAUUGGGACGAUCACAUCUGGUUGGAUCACUGGUGUUCUCGUAUGUCUUGUUGGUUUAGUGACUACCAGUGCCGCCCAGAAGAUCUACGGCGAGGUGUAUUGGAAUCCACCAGACCUUCUCAUGACGAUGAUGGAUAAUGGAAAUGGAUCUUCAGCAUCCCGAGCUGGUGUUUUCUUCCUCGCCUUUGGAUUUGGACUUACCAGCAUGUUUGAGAACGUCUGCGGUAAUGCGGUAGCCGGUGGUAUCGAUCUUGCCGGUUUGUGGCCUCACUAUAUUAACAUACGAAGAGGUGCAAUCAUCACUUUCGUCGCUGCUUGGGUGGUCCAACCUUGGCAGCUUGUCAAUAAGGCCGUCACUUUCAUCCAGGUUCUCAGUUCUUUUUCUGUUUUUCUAUCACCGGUGAUCGGUCUUAUGGCCGCCGACUUUUAUGUGUUACGCGAUCGAAAAGUCCGAUUAAGCCAUCUAUACGCCACAGUGGAUUCCUCGUAUUGGUACUGGAACGGUAUAAAUUGGCGAGCGCCCGUUGCAUGGGUUUGCGGUUGGGCCCCGACCAUUGGUGGUCUCGUUGUUACUGUUAAUCAGGACACGAACGCACCUCGGGGCUUGUUCGAGUUGUACUAUAUGGCGUUCUUCAUAGGCUUCUUCAUCAGCGCAACCAUUUUCAUCAUUCUCAACAAGUUAUUCCCCGUUUCAGGGCUUGGCGAGUACGAUGAAGUUGAUAUAUAUGGCACCUUCACUACCAAGGAGGCGGACAAAUUGGGUAUUAUAUCUGUAGAGUUCCAGACAAACGCUUAUGGUAGUGGCGAGCCUUCUCUGACCCAGGAAACGUUUGAUAAGAAGGAAUAGAGGUGUACCUAUGGGGACGCGAAUAGCAAUAUGACGAUGCGACCAACACACCUCAUCUUUAAUUCAACCGAAUACUUAUGUUUUUCGCUCAUAGUCCACAUGUGAAUGUUUUGGAUAUAAACUUUUUUUUUUUCGUUCUACUAUGGGUUCUAGAAUAGGUGGCUAGAAAUAUCCCGUCCUAACAGAUGGACUUAUAGAUUUUCUGCGGCUAAACCCUUGCUCGCCUGG
Hypoxylon trugodes is the source of this 2316-nucleotide messenger RNA. RefSeq names its product NCS1 nucleoside transporter family protein-like protein. Lineage: Eukaryota; Fungi; Ascomycota; Sordariomycetes; Xylariales; Hypoxylaceae. Gene Ontology annotation, biological process: transmembrane transport; nucleobase transport. Bases 397 to 2088 code for a protein of 563 amino acids. Gene Ontology annotation, molecular function: nucleobase transmembrane transporter activity. Gene Ontology annotation, cellular component: plasma membrane. The transcript has 4 exons. The record is from RefSeq and is a predicted model, not a curated record.